Messenger RNA from Budorcas taxicolor (takin), 792 nucleotides. RefSeq names its product chymotrypsinogen A. Bases 1 to 792 code for a protein of 263 amino acids. Gene Ontology annotation, biological process: proteolysis. The record is from RefSeq and is a predicted model, not a curated record. The transcript is spliced from 7 exons. NCBI's taxonomy places the organism in Eukaryota, Metazoa, Chordata, Mammalia, Artiodactyla, Bovidae. Gene Ontology annotation, molecular function: serine-type endopeptidase activity.
AUGAACUUCCUCUGGCUUCUCUCCUGCUGCGCCCUCCUGGGCACAGCCUUUGGCUGCGGGGUCCCCGCCAUCCAACCUGUGCUGAGUGGCCUCGCCAGGAUCGUCAACGGGGAAGAAGCUGUCCCCGGCUCCUGGCCCUGGCAGGUGUCCCUGCAGGACAGGACCGGCUUCCACUUCUGCGGGGGCUCCCUCAUCAACGAGAACUGGGUGGUCACCGCCGCCCACUGCGGUGUCACAACCUCCGAUGUGGUCGUGGCUGGGGAGUUUGACCAGGGCUCAAGCUCUGAGAGCAUCCAGAAGCUGAAGAUUGCCAAGGUUUUCAAGAACUCCAACUACAACUCGUUAACCAUCAACAACGACAUCACCCUGCUGAAGCUGUCCACAGCUGCGAGCUUCUCCCAGACUGUGUCCGCUGUGUGCCUGCCCAGUGCCAGUGACAACUUCGCCGCCGGGACGACGUGCGUCACCACAGGCUGGGGCCUGACCCGAUACACCAAUGCCAACACCCCUGACCGGCUGCAGCAGGCAUCCCUGCCCCUCUUGUCCAACACCAACUGCAAGAGAUACUGGGGCACUAAGAUCACCAACGCCAUGAUCUGUGCGGGCGCCAGCGGUGUCUCCUCCUGCAUGGGCGACUCUGGCGGCCCCCUGGUCUGCAAGAAGAAUGGAGCCUGGACCCUGGUGGGCAUCGUAUCCUGGGGCAGCAGCACAUGCUCCACAUCCACCCCUGGCGUGUAUGCCCGCGUCACUGCUCUCGUCAACUGGGUGCAGCAGACCCUGGCCGCCAACUGA